Carcharodon carcharias (great white shark) is the source of this 5794-nucleotide messenger RNA. RefSeq names its product VOPP1 WW domain binding protein (gene vopp1b). The record is from RefSeq and is a predicted model, not a curated record. Bases 79 to 621 code for a protein of 180 amino acids. NCBI's taxonomy places the organism in Eukaryota, Metazoa, Chordata, Chondrichthyes, Lamniformes, Lamnidae. The transcript is spliced from 5 exons. Gene Ontology annotation, cellular component: cytoplasmic vesicle membrane.
GCUCCCGCAGCACCCCGGGGCCCCGCUCACCCGGCAAUGGCAGCCCAGUGAGCCGCCACUGUCUCGCAGCCAGCCGCCAUGGUCCGGAGCCCCAGGCCCAGCUCGGCGGUCAGCUGUCUGAUCCUGCUGCUGUUCGAGAGUGUAGCAGCCAAAAAGUACUGCUGGUAUGUGGAUGCAGGAUAUCCCACUUACUUUAUAUGUCGUGCAUAUGAGGACUGUUGUGGUACAAGAUGUUGUAUGCGAGCAUUCUCUAUUCAACGAUUAUGGUAUUUUUGGUUUCUCUUGAUGAUGGGGGUGCUGUUUUGUUGUGGCGCUGGUUUCUUUAUCCGGAGGCGAUUGCAUCCUCCUCAACUGACUGAUGACCCUCCAUUUACAGUGGGUUUCACCAGGCAACCUGUCAACACAACUGGAUGUCAGACCACAGGAAACAGUCAGACUGGAAUGCAAUAUUAUACAGAACCUGGAGCACCUGUUUUUAAUCCCAUUGCCUCAACUUUUCAAAUUCAGCCAAAUUUCCCUCUGCUCAACCCAGCCUACCCACCCCCACCAGCCUACUGCAAUCAGCCGCCCCCUCCAUACGAGCAAGUUGUAAAAACCUCAAAUAAGGAAGGCGAAAGAUAAAUGUCAGAUUUCAGUGGAUAUCACUCUCAUAGACUGGCAACUUGUCUUCUACAGGAGAUUUAUGGAAGAGGUGCAAAUCUCUGGGGAUAUACAUUUGACCACAGUGCACCCCAGGAGUUGCAUUUAGCUCUGAUGCUUUUGGUAGAUUAACGUACUGUAGACCCUCCAGCAUAUGUGAUCAAAGCUUUGUAAGAAAUAACAUGUUCUACUUCAAAACUGAGGAUCUAAGAUAGGGAAUUGUAUAAUCUUUAGUAAACAUAAAAUGCACCUAAAACUCUGUAGAAACUUUGUAAAAAGCUAUUUCCUUGAAGAUGGUCUAUAAGUAAAUUCUGUCUUCACUUUAAAUCAGUAUUGUGGCUAUCUUUUGGUCAGAUUAAAAUAGAAAAAAUGUUUUCUCAGUUUAACUGGACUUAUUUAUUGGUGGUUAAUCCAUUAAUGUACAAUUGUCAGAAGAUACUGGUAAUGUGGAUCUCUGUUAAUAAGCAUACUCCAUCAUUAGCCGAUCUCAAAGACAUUUAAAAGAUUUAUGAUAAAUGGAGGAAACUGAUAAGGGAACAAUGUGCUGCAAAGAAAUAAGUCAAGAAUUUAUUUUAAUCUAUAAACUUUUUAAAAAGUAAUUCACUUAAAUCUGUCUUGUUCACAUACAUCAUAUUGUUAUACAAAAUUCAGGUUAACUACAGCUCGCUAGAGACGCUUUAUUCUAGAUGUAUGAGAUUAUCCCAUCCGUUUUAUUGUAGUGAAUGGAGAAUUGGUGAUUGGUGAGUAGAUUUCACUGAUUUGUUUCCAGUGUUCAGUGUGUUUUAAUUUCUAGUCAUCUUGGCAGAAGGAUUCACAGUGAGGUGAAAUCAGUCAUCUUGCUAAUAGAAAAUAAACCUUGGAAAUGAUUUCUCAACAGUAGCACCUUGCUACUCUGAAAGCUGCAUGACUCCAUUUUGGUUAUACUUUUUUUAAAUAAAAUUUUAAAAACUCCAGAAAAUUUGUAGUUACGAAAAUGUUCUAUUUUAAAAUAAUAAAAUGUCAUGUUUUAUUUAUAAAAUGUAUCAUAGUGGUAAUCCUGACUAAUUUUGAAAAUUAAUUCUGGAUACAAGAGUUUUAUGUACAGAAACAGAGGCAAGCAACUUGGAUUUUGUUUAAAGUUUUACAAAUUACAUCAAAUUUGAAUUUUUCCACAAUUAUUCAUUUAAUACAAUUCUUGAUGUUAAAAAAGUACUAAUUGCUGGAGCCAUACAGCUUGAGCUAUUCUGCAUCAAUCCUAUUUAGUCGCUACAGCCUCCUUUGUUAAAGCAACAAUCUGUAAAAUAAUUUUCUCAAGUUCUGAACUGCAUCUGUUCCAUGUCUGUUAUUGUCAAUUAAUGGAACAGAAAUAACCCUGCUUCAAUGCAAAGAAUCAAUGUUAAAUAAAUUAAUAUCUGCACUGUACUAAGAGCUGCUGCAAUAAUGUGUACCAGUAAGCAGGACUUUUCAAGAGCAGCAAUACUUCCAGGUUUUCAUAUUUUUCCUCUUUCUAAAUGGACCAGAAAUUCAUAUGGCAUAAAAUAAAUUGUUUUUAAUCACAUUCUUAAAUUAUUUAUUAGAGGCUGCAGAAUUGCUAAUAUUCCAAUCCUAUAUCUAAUAUGCUGAUCUACAAUAAAAUGAUAUGGCUUAAGGAACUAUACUUGUAUAUACAUAUUCACAUGCACAGUAACAAUGCAAUGCAUUUUGUACAAAAAUACAGUAAUGGCGAUGACAACCACUGUGUGCAGAUUUGGAAGCCUUAUAAUGGAAAACAUCUUGGUCCAUGGUAAAUGUACCAAUUUACUGGGCUGACAUCAGGAAAAAUUUGUAGGCCUGUAGGGAAAGAGCAAACAAGAUUAAUUGCAUCCCUCUUUCAAAGAGCUGCAGGAGCACAGUUGACUGAAUGGCUCCCUUCAGUGCUGUAACAUUGAGAGUUGGAACCCUAAGUUGUAUUCACCAGAAGGCUAAUGGUGAAUGCAAUAGAAAUGUUCAGUUUUCCAAAGGCUUGAGGGGUUAAGUGAGGAGUAAAAUUUGAUUUUGUGCUUCUGGUUGGGAGUUCAGUGCAUGUCUUAAAACUUUGGCAUGUCCUGUACGAUCUUUUCUGACCACUGAUAAUUGUAUGUGGAUGUGCCCUAGAAUUUAUGCUAUUUGUUACACAGUACCUGAGGUAAGCUCCAUGCUGGGAGCACAAAAUUAGAACAUUAUCCUUGUAGUGAAAGGUUAUUUCCAUUGGGGAGUAAAAUAGUACUAAUCCAAAGUAAUGUCCUUUAUUACUAAGCAUAACGGGAACAUUCUUUUCCCCAAUUUGUAACCAAUGAUGACAUUUCAAAAGUACUUAAUUGGUUGUAAAAAUCUUUGGGACAUAUUGAGGUGUGUAAGGCACUAUAUAAAUGCAAGUUCUUUUUUUCAGGCAAAAGUAUAUUAGGUUAUGGAAGUCAUUGAAGCUGAGUCACAUCACACCAUUUUAAGAGGGAAUUAGAUGAACACUUGAAAAAGAAAAAGAGGGUAUGGGAGGAAAAAGGGAAUUUAGGUUAGAGCCAAUAUGAAUGAUCUUUUGUGUUGCAAUUUUUGAUUUGCAAAAUCAGGAAAAUGUCAUGCGAGUAAAUAGCUCUGAUGUGGUGCUAGACUUGCACCAGUAUGAUAGCCUGAAUGAUCUUUUAUCCGUGCUGAUGGUCACCAUUUUAACUGCAUGACUGGAUGGUUUGGUUGCUGCACAUUAGUACUAACUUCCAGCUUGAUGCAUUGACCCACCCACCCACCCACCCAAACUUUUGCCCAGCACAGUACAGCAACCAAUAGCUCAUUAUUAUCUGCCAUUUUUCAUGAUCUGGAGAUAUGAACUUUGUAACUUCACGCUCCUAGCCCAAACUUGUAAUUUGAUCGAGGAAGUUGAUGGAAAAUCCUGCAGGCCUCUCAGUAGCAUUAGCUACUAUUAGUAGUCACUUUUGCAGUGUUCUUUCCCCCCCAAUACCUUAUCCAAGCAGCUCUUUCAUGUGAGGUUAGAUACAUCGAGUGUGAACAAGCAAUUUAAUUAUGGAGGGAAUUGUGGCUGCACCUAAUACUAAUCCUGCCUUUACCCAAAGUCCACACAUGCUCUUCCAGCAGGCAUUUAUUCUUUUGAGAAAUUACCACAUGGAAUAUAACUGGGGUUGUGGUGGGGGUUGGAGGUGGGGAGCAAUCUCACUUUCAAAGUUCUUACUUUCCUUUGUCUGUUCUAUCACUGAGUUGAAUGACAGCCAUAAAGAGAUUGUUGUUUUGCUUAUGCCUGAGUGAGUGGAAGUUUUUGUAAAGUUACUGGCUUCCACUUGUUUGCUGGCCAACUCCAUUAUUAUCUGUCUUUUCAUUUAAAUGGAUAGGAAAACAACAGACAGACCUUAGGUAUGAAACCAUUUUUCCCUUGGCUUAGAAAGCCCAAACUGGGCUCCAGAUUUAACUUUAACUUGUAUCUGAAAGCAUUUCAAAUUAUAAAUGGCUUUGAAAAGCAAAGUUGCAGUUUUUUUUACACUUCAAAUUAAUCGUAGACAUGCACAGCUUCUGCAGUUUGAAUUCCAGACCCCUCUCUUUGAGUUUAUUAAAUUGUGGGUGCAAACUUCGUACAUUUUGUAAGGUUGUGUUGAAAAUGAAUCUAAAUAAUCUGCUUCUAUUGCAAGUGAACAGAUGCUUUUUUGUCUUGAGUCUUUUCCCUAAUUCAGUGUAACUAUUUCAAAGUGAUUUACACCACUGAGCAGAGGUGCUUUAGUAAAAUAUCUAAUCUAUAACAGCUUGCUUCCUAUUUCUUGCUUCAAAAAACAUUCUACUUCUUCAAAAACAGUGCUUUCAAAUGGAAUAAAAUUAAUUAAAAAAUAGUAAAAUAUAUUGGAUUAUGCUAAAGUGAAUGUGUAUAGUUUAUUGUUCAAUUUCACAUUGCUCGCAUGGGCCAGCAAAAAUUGCACUGUUCUGUAUAACAUUUUUCUAUCCUUGAUUUGUUUAUUCUGUAAAAUAAAAAUUCAUAAUGGUUACAGUCCAAGUUAUUGCUGCUAAUAUGUAAAGCUCAGGUGCCCAUCAACUCUUUGAAAUUGCUAACCUCACGUAAAAACUAAGAUGUAAUAUAUUUGAAGACGUAAGUUUAAUAACACUACCUUUAGGGGUAGACAUUACUAUUUCCAUAUUACUAUAGGCUUGAAUUCCAGUCCUCAGUAUUUUUAGAAUGGGAAGCCUGUAGUUUAAAUAUCUGUUAGAAGUGUCAACAUUGGACUUAAAUGGAGAUUUCAGGAUCAGAGGGUUUGAAGGGUGGAGAGUUGAAAGAAUAACUGGGAUAUUAGUUUCCUCCAAGCCAAUUUUGAGUGGAGGGUGAUGAGUGCAGACAUCAAAAUAUGAAUCAAAUUGCUCAAGCUUUCUUCAUGUGUAAAUUUUAAAAUUUGCAUAAUAUACCAAUUUCCAGUUAAAUAGAGGAAUUCAACAAGGAAAUUAGGAAAAACUCCUCUUCAGUAACCAUUAUUGUUGUCAGUGCCCUGUUCAUGUUUCUGCAGGUCAUGCCUGCGAGUGUGUAGAUCAUUGAUCUAAUUAUGAACCCAUUAGUAAAAUUUAGCGUUGAUGCAAAUAGAAAUAUAAUAUUAAUUAGAACUUGAAUUUAAAAAUUCAGCAAAGCUAUUUUUGUUGUGCAGUGUGACUUUUCAACAACUUGGCAUUUAUAUCACACUUUUAGUCUAGAAAAAGCACCCUAAGGCACCUCACACAAGCAUAAGGGAAAAAAUGGAUGCUGAGCCAAAUGGAGAUUUUAGGAAGGACGAUGACGAGUUGGUCAAAAGUAGGUUUUAAAGAAUGUCUUGAAGGAAGUGGAGAGAUUUGAGAAAUCUUUUUAGACCAUGCCUCUUACUCAGAUGUUUGAAGACAUGGCUGCCAUUGGUGGAGUGAAGAGAGGGGCAGAUGCACAAAAGGCCAGAGUCAGAGGAACAGUGUUUGGGGUUGGUGGGAUGUUGGUGAGCUGAAUGAUUUCACGGAGGUAGGGAAGGACAAGGCCAUAAAAGGAUUUAAACAUAAGCUUCAACUUUAAAAUCCUCAGCUUUAUCUUUUGGAAUUGGUACAUUUGUUGGUUAGUUUUAGUUACAGGAAACUGCUUCAGCAUUGUAUUAACAUUGUGGGCAAUGUAACCUGCGAAAUCUUAAUGCUAAUUUUACCUUAAUAAAAAAAUGUUUGUGUG